GCAGUUAUAGGUCUUGAUCCCCCCCGUUUCUUCGUCGACGCCAACGAUAGUGUAGUGAGAAAUAGAGAGAGAGAGAGUAUUGCGAAUUUGCGAUACAGAGAUUUUCAUGGAGGUGAUUGCAGUCGCAGAUGCAGACGCAGGCGCAGGCGCCAAGGCCAAGCUUGGAGGCCUUGAGAGGCAGAGGACCAACAAAAUUCAGGUCUCUAGCACCAAGAAACCUCUCUACUUCUACGUCAAUCUCGCUAAGAGGUAUAUGCAGCAGCACGAGGAGGUUGAGCUCUCCGCCUUGGGCAUGGCAAUCACUACGGUUGUCACAAUUGCUGAAAUUCUGAAGAACAAUGGACUGGCUACCCAGAAGAAGAUUGUGAUUUCUACAGUCGGCAUGAAAGAUGAGAGCAAAGGACGCCUGGUUCAGAAAGCUAAGAUAGAGAUAUUGCUGGUGAAAACUGAAAGUUUGGAUAAUAUGUUGACUGCUAAAACUAAAUCAGAGGUGGCUGCAGAUGGCAAAGAGGAAUGAUGCUAGUUAGUAGCAAUGCUACUAAGUUUUGUUUUCUGUAACAUAAACACCGUUUCGUUAGGUCUUGGACAGAUAGGAAAUUCAGAUUUCCUGCAACUGCUAACAUGAGCAGAGAACCAGAGAGUUAAGAG
Telopea speciosissima is the source of this 648-nucleotide messenger RNA. RefSeq lists its product as uncharacterized. The record is from RefSeq and is a predicted model, not a curated record. The transcript is spliced from 5 exons. Gene Ontology annotation, cellular component: nucleus. Gene Ontology annotation, molecular function: RNA binding. Bases 107 to 517 code for a protein of 136 amino acids. Lineage: Eukaryota; Viridiplantae; Streptophyta; Magnoliopsida; Proteales; Proteaceae.